Lates calcarifer (barramundi perch) is the source of this 7789-nucleotide messenger RNA. It is a transcript of the gene brwd3, whose product is annotated as bromodomain and WD repeat domain containing 3. Gene Ontology annotation, cellular component: nucleus. The transcript has 40 exons. Gene Ontology annotation, biological process: cytoskeleton organization; regulation of cell shape; regulation of transcription by RNA polymerase II. The coding region runs from base 183 to 5570 and encodes 1795 amino acids. Lineage: Eukaryota; Metazoa; Chordata; Actinopteri; Centropomidae. The record is from RefSeq and is a predicted model, not a curated record. Gene Ontology annotation, molecular function: protein binding.
UGCACUGCUUCACUGGGGGGCGCUAACACAAAGCACCAGGUGGUCUGGAAACAACUUGAGAAAGGAGGAGGCCAUUCACUAGCCUGUUUUAGCUACACACACCUAGCUACUGUUAGCUAGCCGGCGGCUAACGAGCAAGCUAAAACAUCAGUUUGUCUUAAUGUCGCCUGUCUUAUCAAGUGAUGGCAAGAGAACAGUGUUCACAGACCGAAGCUGAACUGUAUUACCUCAUUGCCAGAUUUCUGCAGUCUGGGCCUUGUAAAAAAGCAGCUCAGAUUCUGAUUGAGGAGCUGGAGGAGUAUGAGUUGGUUCCUCAGCGAUGGAGUUGGGACGGGCAGAAAUACAAACGGACCUUCCAAGACUGGGUGAUAUUGAACCAGCACAUUCCUGCAGACUAUCUGCUCCAUGUUUGUCAGCGAAUAGGCCCACUCAUAGAGAAGGAGAUCCCACCUAGUGUUCCUGGAGUCCAAACACUCCUGGGGCUGGGAAGACAGUCCUUGCUUCGUACCACCAAAAGCUGUAGCCACAAAGUAUGUAGUGGUUCAGCUGUUGCUGCACUCCACCGAGGACGUCCACCAGAACCCCCAGUCAGCAAUGGAAAUGCUCCCAAUGUUGCAUCCAUCAUGGGUGCUCGGCAGGCCACAGGCACUGCUCGUUUUGGCCAGGUUCUGCCGUCUUCUUCCUACCAACACAUGAAGAUACACAAACGAAUCCUUGGCCACCUUUCCUCAGUCUACUGUGUAGCAUUUGACCGCACUGGUCGUCGGAUAUUUACGGGUUCAGAUGACUGCCUGGUGAAAAUCUGGGCCACAGAUGACGGCCGGCUCCUGGCGACACUCCGCGGCCACUCAGCAGAGAUCUGUGACAUGGCCGUCAAUCACGAGAAUACUCUCAUUGCCUCCGCCAGCUGUGACAAAAUAAUCAGAGUGUGGUGCCUACGUACCUGUGCACCCAUCAUUGUUCUGCAGGCCCAUGCUGCCUCCAUCACAUCAAUACAGUUUUGUCCAGCUGUCAAAGGCACAACACGUUACCUGGCCUCCACGGGUGCAGAUGGCAUGGUGUGUUUCUGGAAGUGGCACUCACUCAGCAUGAAAUUCAAUGAUCAACCAGUCAAGUUUGUUGAGCGGUCACGUCCAGGAGUACAAGUCUCCACUUCCUCCUUCAGUAGUGGUGGCAUGUUCAUGGCUACUGGUGGCACUGAUCACAUGAUCAGGGUAUACUACCUUGGUGCUGAAACUCCCAUGAAGGUCUCGGAGAUGGAUGCUCACACUGAUAAAGUCGUGGUCGUCCAGUUUAGCAAUAACAGUGACAGCCUAAGGUUUGUGAGUGGUAGUCGCGAUGGCACAGCCAGGAUAUGGCAUUACCAGCAACAAGAGUGGAAGAGCAUCACUUUAGACAUGGCUGCCAGGCUGCCAGGGAGUACUGUAGCCAAUGGGGAUGAUAAAACCAAGCUGGUGGUGACCAUGGUGGCCUGGGACCGUGCAGAUAACACAGUCAUCACAGCAGUGUCAAACUACCUGCUCAAAGUGUGGAGCACAACAUCUGGGCAGCUGCUGCAUGUUUUAUCUGGUCAUGAUGAUGAGGUGUUUGUGCUUGAGGCUCACCCAUUUGACUCCCGCAUCAUGCUAUCUGCCGGCCACGAUGGCAACAUUUACAUCUGGGACCUGACCAAAGGAGCCAAGAUCCGCAACUUCUUCAACAUGAUUGAAGGGCAAGGCCACGGUGCUAUAUUUGACUGCAAGUUCUCAGCUGAUGGGCAACAUUUUGCCUGCACUGACUCACACGGCCAUUUGCUGAUCUUUGGCUUCGGUUGCAGCAGACCAUAUGAGAAGAUUCCCGACCAGAUGUUCUUCCACACAGACUACCGACCUCUUAUUCGGGACUCUAAUAACUAUGUCCUGGAUGAGCAGACACAGCAGGCCCCCCACCUCAUGCCCCCACCCUUUCUGGUGGACGUGGAUGGGAAUCCUCAUCCUCCUCGCUACCAGCGGCUGGUGCCAGGAAGAGAGAACUGCAAGGAGGAUCAGCUAAUACCUCAGCUAGGAUACAUGGCUAACAGUGAUGGAGAGUUGGUUGAGCAGGUACUUGGCCAGCAGACGGCAGAAAACGGAGAGAGCCUAUUGGACAAUCUCAUCAGACAGUUGCAAAACGAGCAGGAUGAGCGUCAGAACGCAGAGCAGCAGGCUGAAGAGGCGGGAGAUGACAAUGCAGCGGAGGUGGUGGCCUCCUCUCCGACUGUAGGACCACGCAGAAGUGGGCAGGUAGACGGGGUGUGGCAGAUGCAGCAUAACGCCCUGCGUAGUCAAGUGGCUACCGAGAGGGACCUGCUAGCCUGGAGCCGCAGAGUGGUGGUCAAUGAAGUGCCGCAAGGGACAUACAGAGUUUUGGAGGAGUGUAGACAAGCCAAAGGCGACAUGGAAUGUUCUCUCUACAAUGCAGAGAGGAGGAAGAAACCAGUAACCUGCACGCCCAAGAGUGACCCACUGACUUCACGCCUACGCUCCCUGCGGCCGACCAAGAAAAAGCAGCAGCGCCAUGCUUAUCAGACCCGCUCAGCUCAAGUCCGCCGUCCUGGGAGCAGGAGUCGAAAUUCCAGCACCCGACGCAAUUCUGACAGCCAGAUAGACUCUGACAGCGAUGGAGAUGCAGCAGAACAGGUGGAACAAAGCGAUGCCUCCUCCAACGGUGAAGCUCAGUGGCAGAGUGAAAGCAGCUCCAGCGACUCCUCCAGUGAAUAUUCUGACUGGACAGCUGAUGCUGGGAUCAACCUCCAGCCGCCAAAGCGAUCAACAAGGAGGCCCGUACAGCCCUCAGGUUACAGCAGCUCUGAGGAGGAGGAGGAAGGAGAUGACAAGGCGAAGGAGGUCAAGAAGAGGGAAAAUGAGAAGAGGAAGAAGCCCAAGGAGACCAAACAGAAACCCACAUCCUCUCUGGCUGGCCUCGAUGCGGAGGAGUGGCUGCCACCGUCAUGGAUAAUGGAGACCAUUCCACGCCGCUCACCUUUUGUUCCACAAAUGGGAGAUGAGCUCAUCUACUUCAAACAGGGCCAUCAGGCCUACGUCCGGGCUGUCCGCAGGGCCAAGGCCUACAGCAUCAACCCUCAGAAACAGCCGUGGAACAGACUCAACCUCAGGGACCAGGAAUCUGUAAAGGUGGUUGGAAUCAAGUAUGAAGUGGGACCUCCUACCCUCUGCUGCCUAAAACUGGCUUUCUUAGACCCAGUCUCAGGGAAGAUGACCAAUGAGUCUUUCUCUUUAAAGUACCAUGACAUGCCUGAUGUCAUAGAUUUUCUGGUACUGCAGCAGUUUUACAAUGAGGCUAAAGAGCACAACUGGCAACCAGGUAUGAGGUUCCGCAGCAUCAUUGAUGACGCCUGGUGGUUCGGCUCCGUGGAGGACCAGGAGCCUCUGCAGCCAGAGUAUCCUGACAGCCUGUUUCAGUGCUAUGCAGUAAAGUGGGAUAAUGGUGAGCGCGAGAAGAUGAGUCCUUGGGACAUGGAGCCUAUUCCUGAGGAGGCUGCGUUGCCAGAACAGGUUGGAGAUGGGGUGGAAGUGGCAGAAGAGGAGCUGAAGGCUCUGCUCUACAGGCCUCAGGAAGGAGAAUGGGGGGCUCACACACGGGACGAAGACUGCGAGAGAGUCAUCCAUGGCAUCGAUCAGCUUCUUACACUGGAUGUAGCCAAGGCAUUUGCAUCACCAGUAAAUCUGCGGGACUACCCUCUGUACUGCACUGUGGUGGCUUACCCCACUGACCUCAGCACCAUCCGCAAACGACUGGAGAACCGCUUCUACAGGCGGAUCUCUGCAUUAAUGUGGGAGGUGCGUUACAUCGAACACAAUGCUCGCACUUUCAACGAACCCCAGAGCCCUAUUGUAGCAGCUGCCAAGGUGGUGACUGACGUUCUCCUGCACUACAUCGGGGACCAGAGCUGCACAGACAUCUUGGAUCUGUAUCACAGACUGAGGUGUGAGAUCAGCAGUGGAGGAGAAGCAGAGGUUGAGUUGGAUGUGGACUCUGACACUCCAGGGACAUCAACAGGACAUCGGGGAUCCAACCCGAACUCUAAGAAGCGCGGCGUGGCUUUGGAUGUGAAAGCGUGGCGUAGUCAAUGUCGAGAGCUGCUGCGUCGAAUGAUCAUCUCCCCAGAUUCAGAACCGUUCAGACAGCCCGUGGAUCUCUUUGAGUAUCCGGACUAUCGGGACAUCAUUGACACUCCCAUGGAUCUGGGGACAGUGUCAGAGACGCUGGUUGCGGGGAAUUAUGAAAAUCCGAUGGAGUUCGCCAAAGACAUUCGCCUUAUUUUCAGCAAUUCUAAAGCAUACACACCUAACAAGAAAUCACAGAUCUAUACCAUGACCCUCAGCUUGUCGGCCUUCUUUGAAAAAAACAUCAUCUCUGUCAUCUCCGACUACAAGUCUGCCCUUCAGAAUGAACGGCGGGCUCGUCAGAGGCUCAGUUACAGGAAUAGAUUGCACAAUGGAGGCAGUUCCCCACCUGUUAGUCCAUCCCCCAGCCCGAAAGGGAAGCACAAGUCAGGGAAGGUGUCAAAGCCAAAAAAAUCCCAGACCUCAACGAAGAAUCGUUCUCAGAGACCAUAUCAGGCUCAACAAAGCAGCAGUGUAGCAAAGGAAGAGGACAGCCAGCCCUCUUCCCCAAGUUCAGGGACGAGCAGCGAGAGCAGAAACCAAGGGCCGCAUCGGGUGACCCGCAGCCAAGCAACUCCAGUGAAGAAGUCAGGGCACCAGCGGAAUUUGCAUCUGAGCAACGGCUCCAGACAGCGCCCCAGGCGAGAAGCGCCGCAGUCCGACAACGACGAGGAGGCGUCCGGUUCCAACAGCUCCUCAUCAGAGUCAUCCUCCACCUCAUCAUCGUCCUCUUCCUCGUCAUCGUCGGACAGCGAGAACAGCUCUGAUUCUGAGGGGGAGAAGUACGUGGAAGGGGGAGAUCACGACUACAGCAAAGCCCCCUGCCUGUCAGUACGCCUGUCAGCUAAGAGUAAGGUGGCGGUCUCAGGGAAAAGGAGACACAAAGGAGAGGACAUGGCACAGAGACCUAAAAGAGCACGAGUGCAGCUGCCGGUAGAGGAGGAGGAGGAGGAGGAGGAGGAGGAGGAGGAAGAUGAGGAGGAUGAAGAAGAGGAGGAGGAGGAGGAGGAGGAGGAAGAGGAGCAGCAGCAGGAGCAGGAGCAGCAGGUCGAUGUAAGACACGGGGAGGAUGAAGGAGAGGAGGAGGAGGAGGAGGAUGAAGAGGAAGAGGAGGAGCCAGAGGAGGAGGAGGAACCUGAGGAGGAGGAUGACAAUGAGGACAACUCUGAGGAAGUGGGGAGUGGGGCUGCGGCGGCAGCAGCAGCAGUAGUAGCAGCUAGAAGUCCGAGAGGCAACCAGUGCAAGUCUCGGCGGGUCAACACACGUAACCAGGGCCGCAGGACAGUUCUGUACAGGGACGACUCAGAGGAUGAUGGCCAUGGGUCGAAGGAAGACCCCCUUAACCUUGGCAUGUCCCGCUCUGGACGGGUACGCCGUAUGACUGAGAAAGCCCGUGUCAGCCACCUCAUGGGCUGGAGUCACUGACACAUCGCCCCUUUUCAAACCUCAAUACAAAACAUGAGUAAUACUUCAGGGAUUUUUUUCUUUCUUUUUGUAUAAGUGUGUGUGUGUGUGUGUGUGUAUAUAUAUAUAUAUAUAUAUAUAUAUAUAUAUAUACACACACACACACUUAUAUACAUAUAUAUGAUUUCUUUUUAUCUGAGACUGCUUAUGACUCUCAAACUGAUAGCUGGUGCUCAUGACAUGUUGCCAAGGAGUUUUCAUCCCUGGUGGACAGAGCUACUGUUCAACACAAACCCUCUCCAACUGGACUAACUCACCUCAGCCUUACUGUUCACUGGGAGGAGCCUUUAAGACACUGCUCUUCUCCUCUUCCUGCACGUCCAGUACUAAAACACUAUAUCUACUCCUCUUCAUCCCUCCCACAACCUCCCUUGCUCCCAGUCACCAAAGAAGGAUGCGGAGAUGCCAAAAAAUGGUGCUCAUAUUAUAUUUCUCUGUCUCUUUGAUUUUUUUUUUUUUCUCCUUCCAACAAGAAAUUCAGCAAAACUCUCACGCUGGCGGUCACUAGUUCACUCGAGGACCACAGCAAGAGAUGUGCGGUAUCACUCAAGGUCACUGAUGUCAACAUUUUUUGGUACUUGGUCUUUCUUCACAACCACAAGCCUUAGUUUUUCAGAGCUCACAUCAUAGAGAUUUUGUUCUGUCUGUGGCUGGAGGCAAGACCAGUGUAGUUUGGGGACUAGCAAUACAGGGGAAUCAGUGACUUUGGUCAGUAGAAUACAGUACCAUAGUAAUAUCCCCCUUCACAUCCUCGGCCUGUGAAUGUUAAAUGUUUUUUCCUGCUUUCUUUUACUGGUCAUGGCUGUUUUUUGGCUCGUCAAUUCACCUAUUUAGUUAGACUUGGGUGCUUUUUUUUUAAAGGUGAUUUCUCUUUUCUUUCUUGGGUAAAAAAAAAGCCAAUGCAUCCUGUUUGUAUUUGUACUGUUGUGCUCCCUGAUGGAUCAGACAGGCAUCCAUCCAUGGUUGCUUCCACAACACCUUCUCCACCCAGCACGUGCAAAAGCAAAAAAAAGGGUCCCUGGCCAGCUUCACUUCCACAGAAAUAUUUAUUUUUCCAUUGUAUUAUACUUGGGUUACUUUAACUAUUUCGUACAUUAAUAGUGAUGAGGAAAAAGGAAAUAUUUGCACAUUUUAUCUACUCCACUUGGCAGCUGAGUAAUAAAGAUGUUAGAGAAAAUGAGACAAAACCUCAUGAUUUUUGUGUAGAAAAUGUUUUGAACUGUGCCAGCACACUCUCAGUUCAUUUUUUUUUUUUUUUUUUUUUUUUUUGGUUUGAAUGAGUAAAACAGGAUAUAACUUGGAAUCUCUUUCAGUCUGCGUAUGGUGAAGAUGAAGGUCUCAUCUGAUUGGCAUUCUUAAUCUUGUUUUCUUUCAGCCUAAAGGAGAGGCAGCAACCAUAGAUCAGCCCUUUGUUAGUGUGUUGUGCCAUUUUGUUCUCCCCUUGCUUCCAGCCAUCUAUGGACUGAUGGGUGUCUCGCUUUGGGUGGAACAACUUGCACACAUUAUUCCAUAACAUUAUACAAUCAGGUGUUUUCAGUUGGUGUCAGAAUCACUGUGUCUAGUCUUUCUUGUGAUCUCCAACUGAUCGCUUCAUAAUCCUGAAAUCUCAUAGUGGAAUCAAAUCCCAUCAAAAUGGAUGCAUCCCUUUUUGUUGCACCAGUAAUGUUUACUUUAAAGCCUGUGCGAUUGUCGGGCCUGUAAAUGAUUUCGAGGAGUAACCAGAAAAGCUGACUCACAAACUCUCAUUUCAACACUGGGUGCUCUCUAAUCCACACCUCCUCACCACUCUGCCUCUGCGUGGUCACUGGUGGCAGAAAGGGAGGUUAGGGUUUUGGUUUUUUUUUUUUUAAUUUUGGGAGGCAGGAGAGUUUGGUUAGUGUCAGGUGCUCAGAGAUAAAACACGCAAAUCAAAUCAGCAUCAAGGGUGCUCUGAGUGGCAGCAUUAAAAAUAAUUGAAAUGAUUCUGGUUCAGUGUGAAGAAGACUAUGAUUCACAUUUUGGGAUCUUAUUUUCAUAUAGUAGACGGCUCUUAGUCUUGCCUCAAAGCAUCAGAAUAGUUGAUGACAAAUACAACAAUAACAUUCUACUGUAGGUGGAAUAAGCUUAUGUGACUGUCUUUUAUACACAAUGUUUUGAUUGUAUGUGUUUUUUUUAAUAAAAAAAUCAAAUUUCUCUUCAAA